CCGGGCAUCUUCACAUUAUUAAAUCUGGCCCUCUUUAAAAGAAGUUUGGACAGCCCUGCCGUGCAACCUGUCAGCUGUGGUAUUUCUGAGUAUAUGUACACUCCUCGUCGCUGGGGGGCGCUAGUUGAAGGCGGGGCGCGCACUGGGCACCUGGGUAAUCGAGGAAACUCAAGAGAGUCCUCUCCGGAGCUAACAGCAGUUAGCCGGCUAAUCUCCUGGACAACGCAGUUGUGGUUGUUGGCGUGUCUGUUUCAGUGUCCGUGUCUGUCUCUCCGUCAAACCACAGACACUUCACACCGUCAGUGACAGGCGCGAGGCGGACACCGACGGGCACGUUCACGUCCGCUGGGUGCUUUCUCCCAGGAUGCUAGCACACAGACAAGCCAGCUAGCUAGCCGACCUGCUAAAGUAGCCAAACAGCAGCAGUGUCUGGUCCGGAUGCUUUGAACGGCAACGCAGCGGAUUUUGGGGAGUUUCUAGUCGGCCUCGGAUCAUGUCAAGUAACCGGCCACAGCAGAGCGCCGGAGGGGCGAGCUCAGUGCCUGGCACAAGCAGCAGCAGCACCGGGAACUCAAACGGCGGCGGCGGCGGCGGUGGUGUUGCUGGUGGUGGGAGCAGCAACGCCGUCACAAGUAACGGUAACAACUCGGGAAAUGUUGUCCCCUCUCGAAACUUGACAACAACCGGCGAGGGCUUGUCGGUGCCAACUUUGGCCGCCGUCCCGUCGUCCCGGAGCGGGUUCCCCUCUCUGAGCAGACCCUCCGCGUCCUCGGGCAGCAGGAAGAAAGCCCUCCACCAAACCCCGCUUUACAACGGCCUCUUAAACUCAUACGAGGAUAAAAGCAACGACUUCGUGUGCCCCAUUUGCUUCGAAAUGAUCGAAGAGGCGCACAUGACGAAGUGUGGACACAGUUUCUGUUUCAGGUGUAUCCGCCAGAGUCUGGAGGACAGCAACAGAUGUCCCAAGUGUAACUAUAUCGUGGAUAACGUUGAUCAGCUGUAUCCAAACUUUCUCGUAAAUGAACUGAUCCUCAAACAGAAGCAAAGGUCGGAGGAGAAGAGACUAAAGUUGGAUCAUCCCAAUGGGUCUAGGUGGCAGGUGUUCCAGGAUGUGUUGAGUCCUGACCAGGAGAACUUGGACCUGGCAAAUGUCAAUCUGAUGCUGGAGCUCCUGGUCCAGAAGAAGAAGCAGCUGGAGGCGGAAUCUCAAGCAGCUCAGAGACAGAUCCUCAUGGAGUUCCUGAAAGAAGCCAGAAGAAACAAGCGAGAGCAACUGGAGCAGCUGCAGAAAGAGCUCAACUUCCUCGAAGAGGACAUAAAACGUGUCGAGGAAAUGAGCGGCCUGUACUCUCCGAUGAUGGAGGCCGAAUGUACGGUGCCCAAUGUGGAAGCUCCCUCACCAGCACCCAGCUGCAGCAGUAUUAUUGACCCACCAGACUACAGCCAGCCUCCAGGGUUCGGUGGAACUACCCAGGGCAAAAGACAGACCUGGUACAACAGCACCCUGGCUUCAAGGAGGAAGAGGCUGACGGCUCAUUUUGAGGAUCUGGAGCAGUGCUACUUCUCCAACAAAAUGUCACGAAUCACAGAUGAAGGCAGGAACUUGAACCAACUGGAUGAUUUCAUGGAGUGUCUGUCCAAGUUUACCCGUUACAACUCUGUUCGGCCGCUUGCCACGCUCUCAUACGCCAGUGACCUGUAUAAUGGCUCCAGUAUCGUCUCCAGUAUUGAGUUUGACCGUGACUGUGACUACUUUGCCAUCGCCGGGGUGACCAAGAAGAUCAAGGUGUUUGAGUACGGCACAGUGAUCCAGGACGCAGUGGACAUCCACUACCCUGUCAACGAAAUGACCUGCAAUUCCAAAAUCAGCUGUAUCAGCUGGAGCAGCUAUCACAAGAACCUCCUGGCCAGCAGUGACUAUGAGGGUACCGUCAUCCUGUGGGAUGGAUUCACGGGCCAGAGGUCCAAAGUCUACCAGGAGCAUGAAAAAAGGUGUUGGAGUGUUGACUUCAAUCUGAUGGACCCCAAGCUGUUAGCCUCCGGUUCUGAUGACGCUAAAGUGAAGUUAUGGUCAACCAAUCUCGACAACUCCGUGGCCAGCAUCGAGGCCAAGGCCAACGUGUGCUGUGUUAAAUUCAGUCCGACCUCCCGGUAUCAUCUGGCCUUCGGCUGUGCAGACCACUGUGUCCACUACUAUGAUCUACGAAACACUAAGCAGCCAAUCAUGGUGUUCAAAGGUCACAGGAAGGCUGUGUCCUACGCCAAGUUUGUCAACGGAGAGGAGAUUGUUUCUGCGUCAACAGACAGUCAGCUGAAGCUGUGGAACGUCAACAAACCUCACUGUCUGCGCUCCUUCAAGGGUCACAUCAACGAGAAGAACUUUGUAGGCCUGGCGUCAAACGGAGACUAUGUUGCCUGUGGCAGUGAAAACAACUCCUUGUACUUGUACUACAAAGGACUUUCCAAGACACUGUUAACAUUCAAGUUCGACACGGUGAAGAGCGUCCUGGACAAGGACAAGAAAGAGGACGACACCAAUGAGUUUGUGAGCGCUGUGUGCUGGAGAGCUCUGCCUGAUGGAGAGUCCAAUGUGCUGAUUGCUGCAAACAGUCAAGGAACAAUCAAGGUACUGGAGCUCGUCUGAAGGCCGCCACAUCUUCAGCGUGCGAUGGAACCACCAUCAGUCCUCUCUUUGUUUGGUGGAGGAUCAGGAGCAGAGAGAGCACAGGCUGGAUACCCUACAACCAACGGGAGAGCUGAAAUGAACUGAAGCCGUCUUAUUUUAACAAGGUCCACUUUUGAGGCGGCAGUAAAGACUUUGGACCAGUGCGUCAGUAUAGCAGAAGAUGUGCUGCGAGAUUUUUUUUUUUCUUCUUACUGCAGGAAACCAAGGACAGAGCUUGGGCACACCUGGAUCAAGAGACUUCAGAAAACUUUUUUUUUUUUUUUAAGUUAUAUCGGCUACAGUAGAACACCUCUUUAUAGUUUUAGGUCAAAUCAAAACUUGUACCUUUUUUUUUUUCUUCUUUUAAAUUAAGCUGUUGCUCUCAAGGGUAUAUCCAGCCAAAUGCUACUAGUGUGAUGCAUUUUCCCUUUUUAAGGCCAAAGCACAAAACAAAAACGACAUGCAAAAAUGAUGUCUUCACAAGAAGCUUUUAACCCCCCACCCCAUUGUUUGUCACUGUUUUUCCUCCUUUAUAUGUAGUCUUUGUGUUUUUUUUUGUUUUUUUUUUCAGACUGAGAGAAACCAAUUUUAAUAAAUAUGACUUGAAUUUCAUUCUGUCAAGAGUAUCGUCAGUUCCUUUUCUGGCUGAAGAGUGUAGAAUGUGAGGUGGUGUCUACAGAGAUCUUGGAAGACCAGUGGAUUAUGGAAAUGUUGAGAAACUCCUCUGAUAUUUCUGUUGCUGUCAGAACAAAGGGACGUUUGUUUAUAAUCACAGUGAAUCUCAUGUAACUCAAGGCAUUGAUCUGCAGUGCUGAAUCGAACUGGAUUGUUUUUCCAUGUAUAUCAGCUGUUUGUUGGAAGAUGAGAACCUCAUGGAAUCAUUUAGUUCUUUCUAAAGUAGUGAUGGAAUGACUCUUCACAUCUGAAUGACGACUACAAUCCGCGUUGAUAACGUUGAGAGGAUUUGGUAAACAUGGCCAACACCUACCUAUUUUAUGAUAACUGAGUGAAAGAGGUGUUUUGUAUUUGUACAACUGAAUAAAUUAUUUCGAAACAA
Messenger RNA from Larimichthys crocea (large yellow croaker), 3722 nucleotides. RefSeq names its product COP1 E3 ubiquitin ligase (gene cop1). NCBI's taxonomy places the organism in Eukaryota, Metazoa, Chordata, Actinopteri, Sciaenidae. The transcript has 20 exons. The coding region runs from base 494 to 2644 and encodes 716 amino acids. Gene Ontology annotation, molecular function: protein binding; ubiquitin protein ligase activity. The record is from RefSeq and is a predicted model, not a curated record. Gene Ontology annotation, biological process: proteasome-mediated ubiquitin-dependent protein catabolic process.